Echinostoma caproni is the source of this 387-nucleotide messenger RNA. NCBI's taxonomy places the organism in Eukaryota, Metazoa, Platyhelminthes, Trematoda, Plagiorchiida, Echinostomatidae. The record is from the annotation of a GenBank genome assembly.
GGAAAAUUAUCCCUCUAUCGACCAGGUGAUUUAUGCCUUAGUGGAGAGGAGAUCGAACAGAUGAGUCUGACUGCUCUCCAAACUCGUGUUCGUAAUGUGACUAUAUUUUACCGUUCCGGACCAAGGCACAAGUGCAAAAUUGUUCGAGCGUUACAGCAAGGCGGAAUGACAGUGGCAAUGACCGGUGACGGAGUUAAUGAUGCGGUUGCGCUCAAAUCAUCCGAUAUUGGCGUGGCCAUGGGUCUGAAAGGUACGGACGUGUGUCGUGAAGCAUCCGAUAUUGUUCUUUUGGACGAUAACUUUGCCACCAUUUUGGCUGCAAUGGAGGAGGGAAAAGCAAUCUUCCACAACAUUCGCAACUUUGUGGGGUUCCAACUGAGCACGUGA